Messenger RNA from Eruca vesicaria subsp. sativa (arugula), 1271 nucleotides. The record is from the annotation of a GenBank genome assembly. Lineage: Eukaryota; Viridiplantae; Streptophyta; Magnoliopsida; Brassicales; Brassicaceae.
GCUCUUCCUCCCUUUCUUCCCGACGGCGAUGUUUGCGGCGAGAGUACGAGGUUCCCUUAAACCUUUGCUCAACGGAAGACUUAGCUCCUAUCUAAGCCGAAACUGUGAAAUUGUAGCGAAUUCGAGGCGUGUUUUACUUGAUAGAUUCAAGGAUGGUGAUGGGACUCUGACUAGCUUGCGGUUACAGUGUUAUUCCUCGGGAUCUGAUGUUGGAGUGAAAGCUCAAGCAACUAUGGAUGAUUUAUUCUCAGAGCUUGGUUCUGUGAAGGAAGACAGGGACCUUAAUGUGGUUAUGGAGAUUUUAACUAAGAUGCCUGAGUCUUUCCAAGUUGAGAAACCACAGCUUUCUCAGAAAACUAAAGGCAAGAAGAAGGUUAAUAAGAAGAAGACGAAGCAGGAACAAGUUUCUGAUCCAGUUUCCAAGCUGAAGUUGUUGACAGAAAAGCCUGAAGCUUCUUGGAAUACUAAUGGCAAGAGCAAGACCGACACACGUGCUUCUUCACCAGCAAAAAAUGUUACGGAUUCAUCCUCCAAUACAACUGAGUCAUCGUCUCCAAUUCCAGAUAGCGAAUCCAAGGCUCCAAGCAUAAUCAGUCCCAGUUCCAAGGCCAAAAACAAAACUAGCUCCAAUGGCUCUCCUACCUCUGAUACACCCUCAAACCAUCCUUCUUCGGUCUUGGUCAUAAGGAUUAGUAAUCUUAACUCGAAGACAGCUGAUUCAAAGAUACACUCAAGGUGCUCGUCCAUUGGCUCUCUCGAGGGGCUUGCUAGGGUUAAUGAGGACAGUGUUGAGGUUUCCUUUCGAGCUAGAAGCAUGAACGAAGCAAAGUCUAUUCUGGAAAAGCUAAACAAAGCAACGGUAGACCAUUCUCAGUGGACGGCUGAGAUUGUACCAGAAUCUGAAGAAUCUUCUAAAGAUCAAAUAGGUAUGAGCAUCAGUAGUUCUUUCGAAGAUGUGAAAAAGCAACUAAUAAUGCGACAGAUUCUUGUGAAAGACUUGGAAGUUUUGAUGCACUCGAUAGUACAUCUGGAGAAUCAUCCAAUGGCUCGUGUAGGAAGGAACUAAAAGCUUUACAAUGGUCUCAAGAAGCCUAAUGGCGCUUUUGCUUAUUUGUCAAGUCUAUUGUUCCCUUGAUAAUUGGAAUGAAGUUCUUGAUGAUUGUUCUUAUGGGUUAAUGGGUCUGCGUAGUAGAGUUGCUUUCGGCCUAAUUUUGUUAGACCUGUUGAUAAAUGUUAAAACCCAAUUUUUGGGCAAUGUUAAGCCCAUUGAA